Molecule: messenger RNA, 5698 nt
Organism: Schistocerca gregaria
Lineage: Eukaryota; Metazoa; Arthropoda; Insecta; Orthoptera; Acrididae
Product: DEP domain-containing protein 1A-like
Exons: 10
Coding region: 225-3794 (1189 amino acids)
Biological process (GO): intracellular signal transduction
Source: RefSeq, a predicted model, not a curated record
AAAUUCAUUGCUGGAUAUUUUCAUUGCUAGCAGCGCUCAUGUGGUUUCUCUUCGGCAAUGAUGUACUUUGGCAUGUGAAUUGUCAUCCACCAAUGGCACGCAAGUGUGAUGUUGUGAUACACGGCUUUCGAAAUUCAAAUUUAGGUUUACAAGGAGUGUGAUGCAAAAAACAAUAUUUGUGACAUAAAUACAGUGAUUUUAUUGAUAGUGAGUGAUUGUCAAGUAUGGAGGGACCUAAAAUUUCUGGGCCCUACAGGGCAACGAAAUUGUGGAGUGAAAUGGUUCACAUAUUUUGUACUGGUGUUCCACUUAAAAAACAUAGGCGCCACAUAAAAGUAUAUGAAAAUUGCUUCACUGCCUCAGAAGCUGUGUCUUGGUUUCAUAAAGUAUUACAGAGGAACCAAAAUUUUGAUCCAACCAUUACAAAAGAACAGACCAUUCAGUUACUUAACAAGUUCUUACAUGCUGGAGUCUUUCAAAAGAUGAAUGCAACCUAUCCAUCAGAGAGUUGUUUCAAGGAAAAUGGAGAUAUAUAUCAACUCUGCAAAAAUAUCCCUCCGUUUGUGGAAAAUUCUUCUCUGCCAGUCUCUUCGAAGUCUUACCAUGUUGCCUCAAGACUGAUUAACUAUAAAGAUUCAAUAACUGGCAAACCACAAAGUGAUUCUUGCCACUAUAUUGUGGAGAAACCAGGAGAGCAAUAUAGUCUUAGUGGUAGACGGGAGAUUUUAUUGCAACAGACGUGCCACGCUCAAAGCAAUGGGUUUAUAACACGUAAUGGAUCUGCUUUUAAUACAAGGGAUGAAAAGAAGUUUUCACAGGUUCCACAUUCUAGAAUUGGGCCACACACUGUAUACAGUAAUAGAAACAAUACGAUAUCCAGCACCCAAAGGUUAGGUCAGUAUAUCUGCCAAAAUGAAAGCAAAAACGUGUACUCUCUAGGUUCUUCAGCAACUGAACAAGUGUGCAGUGCAACAGGAAAAUCAACACACAAUCAAUAUUUAAAACAAACAGUUGAACCCCAAAGGCAGAAUUCAUAUCGACAGUCUAGAAAGCACACUUCUUCUGGUGACAGCAGUAUUCGGAAUCCAAAUGGCAUACAUCACAUGCAAAUUGUGGCUGGAAAUGAUGUGUGUGGUUUAGAACCUGACCAUAACAAGAGAAAUUUGCAGAAUUUAUAUGCCACUGAUUUCUUGUUGGGCCCACAGAACAUGCAGUCACACUACGACAGUGACUACUGUGAUCUUAAGGGUAAAAAUUUCAUUUAUUCAGAUCCUUACAAUAAAGACGAACCUCCUAAUAAAUGUUAUAAAGGAAAUUUGGUACAUUCUAAUGAUAAUACUGCCCAGAAAGGUUCUUCAAAUGAUUGCAAUUUGAAGAUGUAUUCUCAGUCGGAUGGCUCAGUUGCCUUUGAUCACAAUGUACAGAAAUUGUGUCAAGAUGACAUGCCAGCUUUGAAGAACAUGGUUAGAAGGACUUUGGGGGAAUCACAGAAUACAAGAAGUUUUGAUUCUGUUGGUCAUCUGAGCAGGCAUUCCUGUCUUAGUUUGCAGGAUACCAAUAAAGUUACAAGUCAGAAUGAGAAGUAUUCUGAACACUCACAUGCAUAUCGAGGUACCCACAAUCCGAAACUUAAUGGUAGUACUAGGAGAACAACACAAGGUCAGUCAUCCCAAAAACAUCAGUACGUCACAGAGAGUACAACUGCAGAACCCAGAAACUCUGCUUCUGAAGGAAUACAGUCACUACCAUCAAACCAGGAAUCCAGGUUUUAUUUUGGUGAGAUUGACAAAAGAGUGCUGCCAACUACACGUAGAAGUUAUGCUGUAUUAACUACUGAUGAAAGCAGUGAAGCUGACCGUACCUCACAGGCCUCUAUUCCACCAGACAUUUACACAAAACAGAACGGCAGCACUCAGUAUAUCUGGAAGGAUCUGCUUUUUGAAAGGCUCCAGGAACUUCUUUCAGAAGUACCAGUUGCUGAGUUCUUUCCAAGCUGUGUACCAUAUGAAUGGAUAUUGCAAAAUGUCACACAAGAUGAACUUCCCAAUCCACAGUUGCCACACCAUAUACUCUCAGCUAUUAAUAGCCUUCUUCAUUGGCCUUCGGGAUUCACAAGUGAUGCUUUGUCUGAUGUAAGGAAUUAUUUCUGUAAUUGGACUGAGCCUCUGACGACAUUUGCAAUGUAUGAAAUUAUCACACAAGCAUAUUUGUUUGUGGAAUCAAUGAAUCAUUCUUUACAAUAUCAGUGUCAAGAUACUGGAGACAACUUAAAAGUCCAGUCAGUGCACAAAAUUUCAGCAACAGGAAGCCCUGCAAGAGAAUUACAAAAAACAUCUAAUAAAAUUUCUGAUGCCAAGUUUCAGCAAAUUAUAAGCUCCAAGAAGCUACUAAAUACCGUGUUACCCCCAAACCUGUGUUUUGAAACUGCAUUUACAUCAGACAGCCCAGUUACGAGAAUUGUUCCUCAAAGGACAAUGGAUACAAUACAUUUUUCUCUUAAGGGAGUAAAGUCGUGCAAUAUUGAUUCAACUAUUUCACAGAAGACUGAGAAUUUCCAAAGGUUAUACAACCCAUCGAACACAUUGACAGUUAGUUCACUCAGAGUUCCUGAAACAGUAACUGUUAACUUAAAAAGAAAUGCUAGUGCUCCUAAUUUGUUGGAAGUCACUCAGAAAAUGUGUACGAAACCACUUGCAAAACAUUCGAAAAGCAUGAGAGAGACACACAAAGCAACUGCAGUUGGCACACAAAGAUUAAUUACAAGACCAAAACCUGGGAAAUGUGGUUGGUACAGAAAUAGAAAACUUUCCAAAGAACCAAAUAUUAACCACCUUCGAAGCAAAUCUGGUGGCUACUUCAAUCCAGCUUUGUCACAAUCAGUAGAUGAUGUGGAGGGACAAGAUCUUGGAUCCAUUCAGUUGGAUUAUGAAGCAGCCCUUGAAACUCUGAGCAAGCUUAUGGAUUGCAGUCGUGAUCCAGGAUCUAACAACACUGCAAAUAAAAGCAGAGCAUCACUUGAUAGUACUGGAAGUGAAAGCAGUUCAUAUUAUACAGCAACAAGUUCUGCAGAUAGCUCCAGAGGAAGUAGCCAGAGUAUUCCUGAAACAGUAGAAGGGCACAGGUUUGACUCUGUUUUAUGGGUGCAUACAUCGGAAAGACUUCUUAUAGAAAUUCUACAGAUACUAUUAUUGUUUGUGCCUCCACACAAUCGUACAAGAUUGAAAUUGUUGUUGAGUUUUAUGAAGCAACUGGCACUGUUAUCCAUUGCUGUGGAGGAGAACUGUCAGUCUACUAUAUGGGACUUGCCACAGGUUAUUUCAACUUUUUCUCCAUGUGUGAUAUCCAGUGACUGUGGAGAAAAUUUCAAUCGACAAGUUGUGGAGAAAAUUGUGAACUUUAUGAUUACCCACCAAGACGAUUUACUAAAUUUGCCACCUACAGUCUGCACAUUAACUCAGAGACAUAAAGAGAGACAGCAGGUACUGCAGGAUACCAAUAAGGUAACUGAAGAGAAAGUUACAUUCUGUGAACAAGUUUCCUCACAACAAUUUGAACAACAGCGACUUACGAGUUCACAGAUUGCGCUUUCAGAACUUCUGGAACAAAUUUUGUCUGACCGCAAAAUGAAGAUUAAAGAAAGAAAGAAACGAUUGAAGAUGUUCAAGGAGUCAUAUCCUCAUAUCUAUAACAUGAGGUUUCCAGAGGACAAAAGCAGAGAUACUGGCAGUGCAGAAAAACAUCGAAGUAUUCUCCAUUUUCCGACAUUCGCUAGACUGAAAAGUAUAAGAGUGUGAAAUAAGUGAAAUGCCAGUCACUUAUUGCUCUUCAUCUGCAGUUCUUACUGCUUUGUGGUUGUUACUUUUACAAGCCUGACCUAAAGAAAAGAGACAAUCUCUCUCUACCCUGCCCUCCUUUACCAUUCCCUCUCUUUUGUGCAAAGACUGUUAGUCCUUAAACAAAGCACAAAAAGAAAUUGUUAUAAUGAACUUUUCUUUACAUGACUACUUUUGAAAUGCAUGCCUUUCCGUCAGCUUUGUCACUGGCAUGUCAGCAUACAUAUUACAUGUUUGUCACUAUCACCAAUGCAUUACUUUUUGUUAAGCCUUUUAAUGAACACCACAUAAAAUCUCAUAUUCUACAGUAAAUAAUAAUUAUGUAACAUAAUAGUAACUUUGAGACACUAUACACAGCACUACAGUACAUAAGGACCAAACAUUGACUUUUUUUAUACAUGCCCUGUGUGCUGUUUUCCUCUGUUUUCUUUAACAGACUAGAUAGCAUCUCACUUUGCAGCUACCAAUAAUGAUCAAUUAGGCAAAGUAACUGAGUGAAGUACCACUGUGGGUUAAGACACAAGAUUUGUGUUAGGGAAGAUAACAGUUCAGAUCUCCAUCUGUGUAUCUAUACUUUGGUUUUCCGCAAUUUCCUUAAAUUGCUUAUUGUGAAAGCUAGGACAGUUCCCUGGAAAAGGCACAUACAGUCUCUUUCCCUGACAUUGUCAGUCUGAUCUUGAGUUCCAUAUUUAGCAACCUCAUCAGUGAUUUCAUUUAAACCUCGAUCUUUCUUCUCUCAUUCCUUCCUUCUCUCCUUCGGGCAACUACUUCUUGUUCAUCAGUUUUAGUCUGUCGGCACUGUUUUAAUUUUAUUAAAAAAACUAUUAGAUAUGAAAUCAAGAGUUGUGGUAAUAACAGGAAAAAUGUUGGCAGUUGCAGAAUGGUCCCUGAAUAAAUGGGGAUUUAAAUCACAUACUAGUAGGUGAGAAAUAAUUAAAAUAGUAUUUCCAUAAUUGAGCUGCCUGUUCAGAAAAAUUUUUAGAUAUGUCUUUCAAAACACUAAUUUGAACAUGUAAUGAAAUAAAUAGUUCUAGUGUUUGUAGCAUGCAGCUAUAUAAAGUCAUAUAUGACACUUUGGUGACUUCGGUCAUUUUACAGAUUGCUUACAAAUUGCUACAUAUUUUUUUCAACAUUUACAUACCAGGCAGUAUAUAUUUCGAUGCUCAAUGUUCAUCACAGUACAAUCUAAAUAUAAAAUACACUCAUUAAGACACAGAUAUUUGGACACAUUGGGAAAUGUGAAAGUGCGAGCUUUUGUUUAGUUAAGUUAGUGGAAUGUCAGGUAUUCUUAAUUUUUUAAAAGUACACAUAAAUGUAAAAUGUGCAUACUGCUGCUCUGGUGUUGAUUGUCUUCAGAUAAUUGUGUAUUCCACACCACAUAUGAAAUAAAAAUGCAGUCUGUCACCAAAGGACCAAAUUUAUUUUGAGUACAACAUUUAAAUAUAAGUAUAGCUGCAGACAAUGUGCCAAAUAUUAAUUUAGUGUUUGUUCAUUUCAUGUGAAUAGCUUUACUUACUCCAUUCACUCACUACUAUUCGACAUUUUAAAAUUAUAUGUAUUAGAUUGUUAAGUUUUUUUUUAAUUAGUUACAAUAUUAGUUUUAUACCAAGUGGAUGGCAGUACAUAAAGACAGUUACUUGUACUUGAUUGUUGUCUCUUUGUGAAAUAUAUAUGUAUUUUUAGUCUUUUGUACUACACAUUUAUAAGUCUGCUUGUUGUUAUGCUAUUGGACAUUUUGCAUUGUAUCGUUUAUAUUUGUUCAAAUAUCAGUUGAAUAUUUCAUUCAUUUUAUCAUAUGUAGAAUUUUAUGUACUUCAGAGAUAUUUACUUACUCAAUAAGCAAUAAAGGAAAAGAGUAUCCUGAA